AUGGAGUGCGCACCAGCAACCCAGCAAUCGUACCUCCAUCGCAUGGCCCCAGAACUGAUUCGCGCAAUACUAUGCAGCGUAGAAGGCCUUGAUGGGCUACGCUGCGCUAUCUUGACUUGUCGUUUGUUCUAUGAUGUAUUCUCUAGGACACCGUCCGCCAUUGUACAUCAGGUCUUUUUCAACGAGCUGGAUACGAACCAUGUGCGCCGUGAAGCAAUCGCUGCGCUCUACGCCUCAAAAUUAGCCCUAUCCAACCCGACGAUUUCAUUGAUUCAGGCCUUCUUCCAAGACCAUUUGGAGCAGAGGAAUGAGUUCGACACCCAGCUAACAAUCGAAGAGGCGGCUGGGGCCUCGAGACUGCACGCUGUGGUGUCCAGCUUAGCCGAGGAGUUCUCCAAAACAACAUUGCUAAAACUUGCUGCAGCCUGUAGGCAUGAUUCUCAUACUUUAGAACUUCUAACGUCUGAGAAGGCACGGAUAAUGCGUGCGCUGUACAUGGCCGAGAUCUUCUUCAACCUCUUCCGCACUACCUCCAGCAACAUACCGGAGGCCGCACAACGCCAGUGCAUGAACGACUUCCUUGUCCAUUUCACUCCCUUGGAAGUUGAGCAGCUUGCUUGUGUCCAUGAUUUCCUCUUCCGCAAAGUUUCUCCAGUUUUCAAUGAUGUGGCAGCUCACGAUGUUCUUUGGGGAGAGUUUCAGGUAGAGCCUGCUCAAUGGCUUGGCUCACCUGAGCUGCAGCUCUUCCUCUUCAAGGGCUUAGUUGCCAUAAAGAGGGUAGCGGCAGCAAAGACGUAUGCGGAACAGCAAAAGCUCUUCAACAACAUCCCAGGUACCCGACGCCUCAAUCUUCAUAGAGCACUGAAAGAGGUCAACUACAAGGGGUCCACCACAGAAGACGCUUCGAUUCCCGGCCCCUCAGCGUCGGAGGACUAUAACCAAGGCCCGUUUGCAGCGUGGAAGUGGGCCCAAAAACUAGAGCCUCUGACGAACCGAGCGAUGCUACGGAGUUUGGGGUAUGCGAUGUGGGACCAGGAGCGUCUCGACAAGUUGGGUAUCUUGCAAGAGCAAGAAUGGCAGCCACAGUGCCUAGUCAGAGACUCUUUACCCAUCGAUAGCCCAGUUCGUGAGGUCACCGAUGAGAGAUGGCUGGCUUCAUGGAGAGAGAGGUCGCGUAUACACGAGCAAGGGGGCACAGGGUGGUGGGAUUUUGAUGAUGAGUCACAGGUUGUGUGGCCAGGACGGAAGAGGGGAUCAGUCGCCGACAACACGCCAACAUCGUUGGACGAGGCCAAAAGAGCGAUCCUUGCGUUGAAACGGAUUUGA
Messenger RNA from Clonostachys byssicola, 1326 nucleotides. NCBI's taxonomy places the organism in Eukaryota, Fungi, Ascomycota, Sordariomycetes, Hypocreales, Bionectriaceae. The record is from the annotation of a GenBank genome assembly.